Messenger RNA from Fukomys damarensis (Damara mole-rat), 2156 nucleotides. RefSeq names its product 2,4-dienoyl-CoA reductase 2 (gene Decr2). The transcript has 9 exons. The record is from RefSeq and is a predicted model, not a curated record. Lineage: Eukaryota; Metazoa; Chordata; Mammalia; Rodentia; Bathyergidae. Bases 1122 to 1997 code for a protein of 291 amino acids. Gene Ontology annotation, biological process: fatty acid catabolic process. Gene Ontology annotation, molecular function: 2,4-dienoyl-CoA reductase (NADPH) activity.
CUGCCCCAAAGGAGAGACAUUAAAGUUCAUUGCGUAGAACGGAAGUGUGCUCAUGAUUUCUGGCAUCUCUAAGACAGCAGUAAUGGUGUUAUGCAAGUUGUAAACAGUAAAGUGGAACCUCCCACGCUCAAAUAUGGAGGAGGGAAUGGAUCCCUGACUUUGGUGAAUGUGUGAGCUAGGCAGGAAUCCAGGCAGCCUGAAAUCUGGGGCAAUCAGAGCUGAGCUCCUGAUUGGUGCCAUCCUAGCCACCACCUACUGGGUCUUGCUGAAGGAGGGUGGCAAGGGAUUGGGGGGCGGCGGGCAGCUAAGCCCACUUUUAAGCAUAGUAAGCCCGACUAUAAUCCUUUCAUCUUCAUGGUUUACGUGUACUGAAGGGGGCUGCCUGGCAUCCACUUAUUUUCAUGUUGACAUGAGGAUCACACUUCAUACUUGGGUCCUCAAGUCACAUCUUUAUGGCCCGGAUAGCAGACAGAUUAUGAGGCUGAUUUGGCCAUCAGCCUUUGACAUCUGGUGACAUGUUCAGGUCCUGGGGUUCUUGUCCCGAGUGGCUAUGACAGAGCUAAUGUGCCGGUCACUUUAGGACCUGGACCUGGUGCUGGCAGUGUGAAGGCGCGCUUCCUUGACUCUAAUUCCCUCCUCUGUGUUCAUUUUUUGCCCACCAAGAGGCAGGUCCAGGAGGUAGGGCCUUCUGCAUCGCAAGCGCAGCCUUAGUCAGUGACCGAGCGUGGGAUGCAGCCAGCUUCAACCAUUGCACCUUGGCGCCCAGGGCGCGAAAAGGACUAGGGGCAGGAACGCCUGAGCCAUUGAGCGCCCCACCACCACCGAGCAAGCUUCCCUUUGCUUUACGCGGUGCCAGCGAGGCCAGAGCCGCUGCGUGCAACCCCGCCCACUUCCAGUCCCAGGAGGCUGUGCGCUGUGGUGGGAGGGGCAUCCUUGGGCAAGAUUCCGGGAAGGGCGGAUGGGGAAGGCGUCCGUGUGGGAGGGGCGGCGCCUGGGGGCGGGGCUCCCCCGUGGUACUGUCGCGCGCGCAGUGUUGAUGCUGCUUGCUUCUUUCUGUGGCAGCGGACCUGGUGGUUCUCAAACACGAGAGAAUACCGCUGUCCCUUCCCUCCUCGAGCGCCAUGGAGCAGCCUCCCGACGUUGAAGAGGACAACUGCCUCCCUGAUUACCGCUACCUCUUCUGCCCGGACCUGCUCCAGGGCAAAGUGGCUUUUAUCACUGGUGGCGGCUCUGGGAUCGGGUUCCGGAUUACUGAGAUUUUUAUGCGGCAUGGCUGCCAAACAGUCAUCGUCAGCAGGAGUCUGCCAAGAGUGUUGACGGCUGCCAAGAAGCUGGCUGCUGCCACUGGCCAGUGCUGCCUCCCUAUAUCCAUGGAUGUCCGAGAUACCCCAGCCAUCAUGGCUGCUGUGGACCAGGCACUGAAGAAAUUUGGCAAAAUUGAUAUCCUCAUUAACUGUGCAGCUGGGAACUUUCUGUGCCCUGCCAGUGCGUUGUCAUUCAAUGCCUUCAAGACUGUAGUUGAAAUUGACACCAUUGGCACCUUCAAUGUGACUCGUGUGCUCUAUGAGAAGUUCUUCCAGGACCAUGGGGGAGUGAUUGUGAACAUUACUGCAACCCUGAGUCUCCGGGGGCAGGUGCUGCAGGUGCACGCAGGCUCUGCCAAGGCUGCUGUGGAUGCAAUGACACGACAUUUAGCUGUGGAGUGGGGUCCCCGGAAUAUCCGUGUCAACAGCCUUGCGCCUGGCCCCAUCAGUGGCACAGAGGGGCUCCGACGACUGGGUGGCAUCCAGGCCAGCCUGAGCAAAGAGCUCCCUCACAGCCCCCUGCAGAGGAUGGGAAACAAGACAGAGAUCGCCCACAGUGCUCUGUACCUGGCUAGUCCUCUGGCUUCCUACGUGACUGGGAUCAUGCUGGUGGUGGAUGGUGGGUGCUGGCUGACAUACCCAAAUGAUAUCAAGAAGCUGAUGACUUUGGAAUCCACCUCUGCUAAGCUCUAGACAGGAUCUGGUUAAAUUGCCCAGGUGGCCUUGAAUUUGAAGAUCCUCCUGCUUCAGCCUCCCACAGUGCUGUUCUUACCCACAUGUAACACCAUGCCCAGGUGCAAAAGUUUUUGCAAAGAAAAGGAAGAGGAUUAAAAAAGAAUCAUUGUAACCCUA